AUGUUCUUCACACCAAAGUUGUGGUUGGCCUAUCUUAUGCCAAUGUUUGGUGUUCUAGCUCAAGGGUACGAUGUGAUAUUGAUUUUUGGCAAACAUGGCCGGCUGACUGGGGUGAGAUCUCCCAAGUAUGAUAAUCAGCCAUCUGAGUUAGAUGUACUUAUUGCAUUUUCUGUGAGGAAGACCUUAUCUGGAUCACGGCUGUUGGAGCCCGCAACAGCUGAGCACUUGUAUCAAGCCACCAUUUAUACUCGCCUAUUAUUGAUCAUCAUCUGCCUGUCCGUCAUCCAGAUCCCCGCAUUCGCCUAG
Molecule: messenger RNA, 306 nt
Organism: Fusarium proliferatum ET1
Lineage: Eukaryota; Fungi; Ascomycota; Sordariomycetes; Hypocreales; Nectriaceae
Exons: 1
Coding region: 1-306 (101 amino acids)
Source: RefSeq, a predicted model, not a curated record